Messenger RNA from Cucurbita pepo subsp. pepo (vegetable marrow), 1185 nucleotides. Its product is annotated as pirin-like protein. The record is from RefSeq and is a predicted model, not a curated record. NCBI's taxonomy places the organism in Eukaryota, Viridiplantae, Streptophyta, Magnoliopsida, Cucurbitales, Cucurbitaceae.
AAUCCUCUCAUCGCAAUUUCUUACUCUGUUUAUGAAAUCUUCUCUUUCCCUCAUUUUCAAACUCCCCGCCAUUCUUUCCCCUAGAUUUUCGAUUAUCCCUACCACCGCCAUUUCCGCCACCAUGUCCACUUCCGAUCACUCUUCCCCCGCCUUUGACAGACCUCGCUCCGUCAUCAAGAAGGUUCUCGCUAAACUCCAGCACGAAGGCGAUGGCGCCGUUGUUCGUCGAGGCAUCGGAAGGAGCGAUUUGAAGAAUCUGGAUCCAUUUCUGAUGCUCGAUGAUUUUUCCGUUAGUCCGCCGGCUGGAUUCCCCGAUCAUCCUCACAGAGGUUUUGAGACAGUGACUUACAUGUUACAGGGAGGAAUUACCCAUCAGGAUUUUGCUGGCCACAAGGGCACGAUCAGAACAGGGGAUGUACAGUGGAUGACAGCAGGAAGAGGUAUUAUCCAUUCUGAAAUGCCUGCUGGCGAAGGUCCUCAAAAGGGAUUGCAACUUUGGAUCAAUCUUGCAGCACAUGACAAAAUGAUGGAACCAAAAUAUCAGGAGAUUCUAAGCGAGGACAUUCCGAGAGCGGAGAACGACGGUGUCGAAGUUAACGUUAUAGCAGGAGAGUCCAUGGGAGUCCAUUCUCCAAUCUACACUCAAACGCCAACGAUGUACCUCGACUUCACAUUGAAACCAAAAGCUCAAGUGCAUCAAAGCAUCCCAGACACAUGGACUUCUUUCGUAUACAUAAUCGACGGGGAAGGGGUAUUCGGGUCGUUGAACUCGUCCCGGGUAGCUGCUCACCAUGUCCUAGUGUUGGGACCGGGAGAUGGGCUUAGUGUAUGGAACAAAUCUUCAAAUCCAUUGAGGUUUAUUCUUGUAGCAGGGAAGCCACUGAAUGAACCAAUUGUUCAACAUGGACCAUUUGUGAUGAACUCCCAAUCUGAAAUUGACCAAGCCAUUGAGGACUACCACUAUGCCAAAAAUGGGUUUGAAAUGGCAAAGCAUUGGAGAUCACAGUGAGGAAAAAGAAAGAAAGCUUCUAGAAGACCCCAAAAGUUGUUGCCGAUUGUUCUAUAUAAGGUCAGGGGUCUCAGCUUAUCUUUGUCAAAUUUUAUGUUUUUAAUUAUUUUAUUUUAUUUUGUUUGCUGCCUUUUGUUUUUGUUCUGUUCUUUUGUUGUUUCUUUUAAUAUAAAAAU